This is a messenger RNA of Sebastes umbrosus (honeycomb rockfish), 1411 nucleotides long. RefSeq names its product tetraspanin 13b (gene tspan13b). The record is from RefSeq and is a predicted model, not a curated record. Lineage: Eukaryota; Metazoa; Chordata; Actinopteri; Perciformes; Sebastidae. The coding region runs from base 152 to 763 and encodes 203 amino acids. The transcript is spliced from 6 exons. Gene Ontology annotation, cellular component: membrane.
UCCAGCUCCGUUCUUCAGGUCCGACCUGCUGCUCAGCGACCGGUUAUUCCUGCGGGGGGUUUUCUCUUUGUCCGGAUUUCAUCUCUGGAGCCGAAAUAUUAAUUAUACUUUAUUGUUUUAUGGUAUUUAUUGUCUUCAUUUACUGACCGAGAUGGGCUGCGCCGGAUUCACCUGCUCCAAGCACUCCCUGUGCAUCCUCAACAUCCUCUAUGUGAUGGUGAGCCUGCUGAUGAUCGGCAUCGCAGCGUGGGGGAAGUGGUUCGGUCUGGUCUCCAGUUUCCAGGUGGUGGGCGGCGUCAUCGGUGUGGGCGUCUUCCUCUUCUUUGUGGCGCUGGCCGGCCUCAUCGGGGCCAUGAAGCAUCACCAGGUCCUGCUCUUCUUUUACAUGAUCGUCCUGUUCAUGGUGUUUAUCGUGCAGUUCUCUGUUUCCAGUGCCUGUUUGGCCAUCAACAGAGAGCAACAGGAUCAGCUGCUGGAGGUGGGCUGGAACAACUCUCAGAGCACUCAGAGGGACGUGGAGAAGAGCCUCAACUGCUGCGGCUUCAGGCAGGUGGACCCCGACCUCCCCUGUGACGCUGCCUGUUUCCCCAACCACUCCUGUUUGCCCUGCGCUGAUAAGAUCCAGGAACACGCCGGAGAGGUUCUGCGCUUCGUCGGAGGGAUCGGACUUUUUUUCAGCUUCACUGAAAUUCUGGGCGUGUGGCUCACGUAUCGCUACAGGAACCAGAAGGACCCCCGAGCCAACCCCAGUGCUUUCCUGUGAGUCGGCACCACCAGCUCCGGCCCCCUCUGCACCGUCACUUCACCACCUCCGUGGACCUUCUCUGGGCUUUACCUGUAAAUACAACACUGACCUGUGUGUCCCCACCGACUGCUGUUAUAACCAUGUGAUGUGUUUGGUUUUUAAAGAGUGAAGUGUGUUCUGAAAACGAGUGGAACGGCACACACACACACAUUGCCUCCAGUGUGACGGCUCGGUGUCUGAACGUGCACCGUCAGCUCACUGAGCGCUCUGUGGCUGUGAGAAGAGGCGAUGUGGUCUCCAGCAGUCUGCUGUGUAUCCCACAAGUAUUUAUGCAGCCUGCCUGACGUCGACCCUCGACACCGUCACUCCUCCUGUUGUUGCCUGUUCGUCCGCCUCAAUGAACGCAAUAAUGUUACUCUGCAUAGUGAUAUAUGACCGCGUUAUUAUGACCAUGUGUGAAAGUAUGAAUACUGUGUGUGUGUGUGUGUGUGUGUGUGUGUGUGUGUUGCUCCUGGCUGCGUGUGGUGUAUUUGGCCUUUUGCAUGACUCUUCUACCAAUAUGAGCUGCUGUAUGAGAGCUGCAGUGAUGAUCUGUCUGACCUGCCUGAGUCUUUGUACUGUAAACCGCAAUAAAUAAAACACUGAAGGAAGAAAAGAAGAAAUGUU